Seriola aureovittata is the source of this 7329-nucleotide messenger RNA. RefSeq names its product dystrobrevin, beta b (gene dtnbb). Gene Ontology annotation, cellular component: synapse; plasma membrane. Gene Ontology annotation, biological process: synaptic signaling. NCBI's taxonomy places the organism in Eukaryota, Metazoa, Chordata, Actinopteri, Carangiformes, Carangidae. The transcript has 20 exons. Bases 1386 to 3203 code for a protein of 605 amino acids. Gene Ontology annotation, molecular function: zinc ion binding. The record is from RefSeq and is a predicted model, not a curated record.
UGUGGAGAGCUUUCCAAAGUUUGGAAAAAAAAAAACUCUAUUGAUCUCCAUCUGGAACCUUUUUAAAAUUUAAAGCCAGAAAGUUUCAAACUGGAACUGAAUUUGAAAGAAGUGGCCAUAUAGGAGGCAAGGUUGGUUUAAUACAGUGCAUUCAGAAAGUCUUCAGACCCCUUCGUUUUUCUCACAUUUUGUUAUGUUUCAGCAGAAGGAACCUCCUGCAGAGCUGAGAGACUCGAUUGUUUUGAAGUACAGAUCUGGGGAAGGAUACAAAAAAAUUUCUGCUGCGUUGAAGGUUCCCAAGAGCUCAGUGGCCUUCUUAAAUGGAUGGGGGAAUUUUUAUUUUUUUAUUUAUUUUUUUUAUUUAAUAUAACAUGAGGCUGCAACCUAACAAAAUGUGAAAAACUGAAGGGAUAUGAAGACUUUCAGAAUGAACUGUAUCUGGUUCUGGAAGUGAUUAUUUCCCAUAGGGAAUGUCAGGUGACUCCCACUACUGUGGAAAAGAAUAGUGAUAUAAUAUGCAACGUCAUUUAAUUUGCUUUUGGAUUCUGGGUCAAUUUUGGAUUAAAUCAGCAACUAUGUUCCAGUUGCAACGAUGAACUAUUUUAAAUUUGUUACUGCUCUGGUGAGGCUCAUGGGUAUUGUAGUAUUUAGAACCAUCUCUCAUGCCAAACCUUCAAACAUACAAAACAUGAUAUGAUUUAAAAUAAAAUCAACUGAUCACUAUAACCCUAUAGGGCCUUGCAUUAUUGUUUAGUAACACUGACGAGAUCAAUAAAAGAAAUGUAUUUGAACAGGGAGACUCUCAUACAGAUGCCACUGAAUUGCAUUAUGGGAAUUGUAGGAUUCAGUGUAAAAGGAUAUUUCUGCCUCUCAAUUCUGACCAAUUUUUUUUCUUUAAAUCUGCAUCUUGUGAGUCCUCCGACUUUAUAAGUGCAACAUUAAAAUCUGGAGUGCCCCUUUAAAUUUAAGUCAAUCUGUGGUUCUUGUUCAUCUCCACUUUACUAUGCCCAGGAUCAUAAUUCAGAGUAACAGCAGCAAUAGUAGUAGCGCGCCUUUAACCAGCGUGCGUGCGCACAUGCGUAAAGUAUAGUAGGUGGCCGCGCAUGGCAUCUCCGAGCCUGCUGCUCUGCUCUGCCGUCCUCUGCCGCUGGGUCGCUGAUGAUGCCGAGCGGAGCGGGGCGCUCGUACAUUUCUAUGUGCGGCUACAACCGCAGUUCCCAAGACUGAAGUCGAAUGAAACGGGAGAGGAGCUUGAAAUAUGACGAUGGAUGGUCCGAGCCGUUUCUCAUCGCUCGGACAGCUGUAACGUUGGCGGACACACGCGUGGAUUCAUCAAAGGGUCGAGCUAAGGGCUGCACUUUGUUUGACAUUCAGCCAGUAACAGAAUGAUCGAGGAAGGCAGUAAACGAGGCAAGGCCAUGGUGGAGAAGAGGCAGCUCUUCAUGGAAAUGAGAGCUCAAAACUUCGAUGUUAUCAGACUGUCGACUUAUAGGACUGCCUGCAAACUCCGGUUUGUGCAAAAGAGAUGCAACCUUCAUCUGGUGGAUGUCUGGAACAUGAUCGAAGCCUUUCGUGACAACGGGCUCAACACAUUAGACCACAAUGCUGAGAUCAAUGUGUCACGGCUGGAGACUAUCCUGUCUUCCAUCUACUACCAGCUCAACAAGCGGCUGCCGACCACCCACCAGAUCAAUGUGGAACAGUCCAUCGGGCUGCUGCUCAACUUCAUGGUGGCCACCUAUGACAGUGAAAGCCAUGGGAAGCUGACAGUUUUCUCAAUGAAAGCAAUGCUGGCAACAAUGUGUGGAGGGAAAAUUGUGGACAAACUACGUUAUAUUUUCUCACAGAUCUCCGACUCGAGUGGAGUCAUGGUGUUUGCUAAGUUUGAUCAGUUUCUUCGGGAGGUGCUGAAGCUGCCCACAGCUGUGUUCGAGGGCCCUUCAUUCGGCUACACGGAGCAUUCGGUGCGGACAUGCUUCCCUCAGCAGAAGAAGAUCAUGCUGAACACAUUUUUGGAUGUGUUGAUGGCAGAUCCUCCUCCUCAGUGUCUCGUAUGGCUGCCACUCAUGCACCGACUUGCUAAUGUUGAAAAUGUCUUCCAUCCGGUGGAAUGUUCAUAUUGCCGGAGCGAGAGCAUGAUGGGUUUCCGGUAUCGGUGCCAACAGUGCCAUGGCUACCAGCUUUGUCAGAGCUGCUUCUGGCGUGGCCAUGCCAAUGGUCCCCAUAGCAACCAGCACCAGAUGAAGGAGCACUCAUCCUGGAAGUCUCCAGCCAAAAAGCUGAGUCAUGCAAUCAGUAAAUCUCUAGGCUGCGUCCCCAUCGGAGAGCCUCCGCAUCCUGUGUUCCCCGAGCAGGCUGAGAGACCACAGGAACUCACCCAUACUGUUCAGCCGAAACCAGUGGCCAACAACAUGAACGACACAAUGCUCAUGUCCUCCGGGGCACCUACUCCCACCAAAAGUGUCUUGGAGAGUCCCAGCCGGCUAGAUGAAGAGCACCGCCUCAUCGCUCGCUACGCUGCCCGCCUGGCAGCCGAGGCGGGCAACUCCACACAACAAUGUCCUCCAACAGAUCUGAGUUUCAACUUUGAUGCCAAUAAGCAGCAGAGACAGCUGAUUGCAGAGCUGGAGAAUAAAAACAGGGAGAUCCUCCAGGAGAUCCAGAGGCUGCGUCUGGAGCAUGAACAGGCCUCUCAGCCGACCCCAGAGAAAGCCCAGCAGAACCCAACGCUGCUGACUGAACUGCGGCUCCUCAGACACAGGAAGGACGAGCUGGAGAGACGCAUGUCAGCCCUGCAGGAGAGCAGACGGGAGCUGAUGGUGCAGCUGGAGGGGCUCAUGAGGCUGCUGAAGGAUGAGGAGCAGAAGCAGGCUUCCCAGUCUGGAGGCUCCCCUCAUUCCUCCCCCAGUCAUGGUGCAGGCUGCUCCAUGCCCAUGCCCAUACGCUCCACCUCGGCUGGGUCCACCCCGACUCACACACCGCAGGACUGCCUGGCGGGGGUGGGAGGGGACGUGCUGGAGGCCUUUGCUCAGGGUGUACCUAGAAAUCUUCGGAAUGAUCUAUUAGUUGCUGCUGAUUCAAUCACAAACACCAUGUCGUCUCUGGUGAAAGAGCUCCACUCGGUAGAUGACGGGGGAGAGGACGAGGAGACCAACAUGAGGAACGGCGGGGACAGAGGCACAGUGAGAGUACAGAAGCACUGAGGGAAAGAGAAUACCAUCCCAUCCUGUAAGGACAUACGGUCAUCAGCUGGGAAGAAUCAGUAACAACAACAACAACAACAACAACAACAACAACAACAACCCUGGCAUUAGCACGUAGAGUAAUGCAUGCUGUAAUCUAACAGGAUUUCACUAUGUGAAAAAAUUGUUUCUUCACACCUUGCAGGUAGCAAGAUGUGUCUAAUUAGCAAGUGUGUUUGUUGUCCUGUAAACAAAAACUGCUGUAAUUACCCAAUGAUUUCCCUCAUGACUGCUAAGGAAUGGCUUGCUGUGCUUUGUCCCCAAACUGUUCCACUGCAGCAGGUCAUUCUGUAUAUAAGAUACUGUAAACACAUGACCUUGGGACACGGUGAUGACCUCCCGUCACAACGUGUUCCCUGUCAUUGCUUUUGUAUGAUUAGCGCUAGUAUUUCUUUAUUUCUUUUCUUUCUUUUUUUCUAAAUUAUUUUUGCAUGAAGUUGCACUCAUGUCUGGAUUUAGGUACUGUACCAUGCUAUGCCAGCUCUUUGUGGGUUUAUGAUGACAGCUGGGGUGUCAGAAGUGUCCUGCCUCAGAAUUCAUGCUGAGUGUGUUUACUGCACAUCCACAUUCUGUAGCUGGAGUCUGAGGUCAGCCAGGACAUGCUGCAGUCUCACUUAAAGGAACAGUUCAACAUUUUUGGAAAUACAUUAUCCCCUUUAGACGAGGGGAUCAAUAUCAUUCUCAUGUCUGUCUGUUAAAUAUUGAGCUGGAGCCAGGACGUGGUUAUCUUAACUUACCUUAAAGACUGGAAAGAGGCGAAAACAGCUAGCCCUAGACUUCCCAGGGUCUUGCUGUCGCAGGCAACCAGCAAAACUCAAGAAAGUCACUGCAUCCAACUAAGACAAAGGCAUAUAAUUCCUCGUAAAACCACAACUUGUUGUUUUUAUACUUGGAGAUAUAACAUGUUAACAAGUGAGCUGUAGAGAGGUGCUGGUGCAGAUUUUUAACUCUUAAAUUAGCUGUUAUCCUGUUUUCAGUGUUUUCAGUUUUUAUUUAUUUUCUUUUUAAAGAGCCAUGUACAACGUGCAAUACAUGUUGCCAUUUGAUGUUUUGUAUCAGAGUUAGUUUAAAGCUAGUUUUUUAAAGUUUAUUCUGUUCUGGACUGUAGGUCAGCAAAAUACGCAAUCACCUCCAACUUGGGCAAAAUGUAAUGAGCCUUUUUACCAUUUUAUGAAAUUUUCUAGGUUAAAAUAUUUUUAAUCAAUAUGAGGACAUAGCGAGCUGUCAAGUAGCGUAGCUUAGCACAAAGACUGGAAACCAGGGAAAACAGCUAGCGUGGUUCUGUCAAAAGGCAAUAAAACCCACCUAUUAGCACCACCAAAAGCUCAGUAAUUAACAUGUUAUAUCUUUAAUCCGAAGGAUAAAAACAAGUUGUGGUUUGGGGUGUUUUGUGCCAGGCUAUUUCUUGGCCAGGCACAGUGAUUUUGUUGUCACCGGGAGGUUGCCAGCCAGGCAACACGACCCCCUGUAAAACCACAACUUGUCAUCUCUACACUUUACAAAAGAGAUUUACCCAGCCCCUGCCUUCAGUCUUUAUGCUAAGCUAAGCUAACUUGCUGAAAGAUGUUGUCCCACAUUGACCUCACAGACAUGAGAGUGGUAUUGAUCUUCUUAUCUCUUGACAGACGCCAGGACACCAAGGAAAUUUAUGGUAAUAUCACUUCUAUUCUUGUGUCUAGCUGUGUCCAUUAUUGCAGUAUGAAGAUACAAAUAAAAAGCUGAUGUCCAUUCUGACCUUAACCAGGAAAAUAUGAGCUGUUCUCCAGAAUACUGCCUGCAUGUAAACACACUCAGUGAGUCUCAUAUUGUACUGCUGCUGCUACUGUGCUCUCAGAGAGCCACCCUUGCAAAUAAGAGGGCUGUGCGGUUAAGAGAAACCGAGGGGCUACUCCAAACACAAUAACGAGCCGGGUCUCAUUGUUUCCUCCUGAUGGAAACUUAACUGAACCACCUGAAGGGCAUUGUAACACUCAACGCAGCACGGUGCCUCCUUCCAAAAUACACUGACUAGUUUGUAGUCUCAGUAUUUAUUGUUUCAAGUGUGGGGAAGCACCUCAGGAUGUUUAAUAGUAAUGAAUUAGACAUUGCGUUUUAGUUGUGAGUUACAAAAUGAACACUUAUACAGUAUGUGAGGAUGUAAGGUAGUCAUAAGCAAGUAGGAAAUGCUUUGAUAGCUUUAUUUAGUUAAUAAAGGAAUAUUGAAACUGUUUAUGUGCAAUGACAGUAGGUGCUCAGGGACUGCAGAGCUCUUCUAGGUGAAAUGUGGUAGUGAUUACUAGAAAAGUAAAAGGUCGAUAAUGAUUGAAAAUGAAGGGUUUCUUUCUAAAAUGCUGUGUUAUCAUGUGGGAGAAAUUCAUUACAAGUCAGUCUUUCAAACUGCUUGUUGUAAGAUUUUGUCAAGGCUUCCUAAAGUUAGGUCAUUUUAUUUUAAUUUCACCAGUCAAUUUUACUCAUUUUGGAAUGAAACUCUUCAAAUAUUUAGAGGAAAACAACAGCAAGUGAUUAAAAUGCUGGGUUAAAGAAUGUUGAUUCUAAGAAGCAGAGAAGUUUUUCUGAAGUGCUAUUUGGUGAAGCAUGUUGUGGGGUAUAGUUUGUCCGUGUGUGAAUUUGUGUCUUUCAUGGAAAUGCGAAAGCGAUUUGUUUGUCACGGAGGUAGCUGUCAACCAGACAGGUUUAUUUUGAGUCAGACAGAGAUCAGCUCCACAUUACCUUUACAUUCUUGUCUUCUGGUUCAAUGUUUUUUGUCCUUCAGGGUAGCCAUUCAUCUCAAAGUGAAAAUGAGCUACGUCUGGUUAUGUGGUGGUCUGGGAGCAGUUUCAGAAUUAUGUAAUAGGUCGAGUCUGACUGAACUAAACCACAGAAAGUGUUAGUUUUUUCUUUAUAUUAUUUGUACAGUAAGCCCAUCCUAUAAGCUAAGUAUACGGUUUCAACAACCUUUUACACUGUGUCAAGAAAAAGAACAAAAAGAGGCUCCUCCUGUUAUUGUCGUUCUAAAUGUAAUGUUUUCAUUCAGUUCUCUGUUCUGCUCUAUGUCGCCAUUAUUGUUCUUAUUCUGGUUUACAGUAUUAGUGGAGUAUCGUCAUUGUAAUGAGUUUGUCGAAACGCAGAUUCACGUGCACUGCACACUCACUUGCAUAGUUGCCCAAUUAAUAAUUCAUACAAAGCGGGACUAAAAACUGAAAUACCACAGUUUAAGAUUCUGUGACCACUGCUGUCAAAAAAGUUUAUUUUAUUCAGCUGAAAAAAGGUCCAGAAAUGACUAAAAUGCAGAGGUAAAAAUUUAAGCAGUUUCUGUCUUCCCCUUCCUUCUGGCCACACAUUUGAAUGCAAAACUUACUUUCUUUUUCCGUUCUUUCAGUUUGUGCCUGUAGCUGUUCUGUAAAGUGCUGUAUAAAGUAACCAUUCAGCAAAUAAGAUGAUCUAUCAGCCUUUAUGUCGGCGUUUUAGUCUGUGACUUUGUAGAGAUUUUAUUCAUUUAUUUAAAGUGUUCUGCAGGAAAAUUACGCUCAGCCUUUACAUUUGUGCCAAACUGUUUGCAGACAUUGUGUGUCAUACAAAUUACAGGUAUAUAUCCAAGUAUAUCUGCGUUAGUAUGUUGUUGUUGCCCAUAGUUUAUUCACAGAAUGCCUGGAGAUGUUCACAUUUAAUGGUUUCCACUGCUGGAAUCUGCUGGAAAAAACUCACAUUUACUAGUUAAUAAAGAUAGAAAACACAUUCCAGAUCUACUGAUACACAGUCACUGAUGUCAUUUAAACCAAUGCAGAGGCAAUACUAUAUAUACCCUGUCAGACCAAACUCGGGGUAAUACAAAUAAGACACAGCCGGUCAUACAGAGGUGCAUACAUUGUGAUCCUUUUAUUGUUUGCAGAGAGACAACGUGCAAAGAGGACAACCUCGACGACAACGCUCCCCUGAUGUUAUUUAUCUAUGUAUGUGUUCUGUAUGGUUAUGCUUCUGGUACAUAUUUGUUUCUCAUGUUGAUUUUACAAAACAUAGUUUUAUGUCACAAAGCCACUGUCUUUUGUAAAUAAAUCAAAUGUGAGAUAUAUUGAAAAGAUUUAAAAUAUGUCUCUGACUUGUCAUGUUA